UGCUGCUUACACAAACUGAAUGGAGAGUUUCAAAUACCUUCAUGUCCUGACCCUUCUCCUUUUCACCAACCUUCUCCAACCUAGCACUGUUGUAAGUUCAUUCGGCAAUGACACCGAUCACUUGGCUAUGCUGAAAUUCAAAGAUUGCAUAGGCACCGAUCCACAUGAGUUGUUGAACUCAUGGAAUGACUCCGUUCACUUCUGCAAAUGGCAAGGAAUUACUUGUGGCAGACGGCAUCAAAGAGUAACAGCGUUGAACCUAGCUACCAAACGCUGAUUUGCAUGGGACCAUAUCACCUUACAUUGGCAAUUAACCUCUCCUUUCUCAGGACCUUCAACCUUCUAAACAACAGAUUCUCUGGCAAAAUUCCGAAACAAGUUGAUCGUUUGUUCCGACUGCGUCAUCUCGAUCUAACUCUCAACAUGUUGGAGGGGGAAAUUCCAGUCAAUCUGACUUUCUGCAUGGAUUUAAGCUUCAUCAGCAUUGGAUUAAACCACCUUACCGGCAAAAUUCCUUCAGAGAUUGGCUCAUUUAGGAAGCUUGAGUAUCUCAUUCUAGAGAAAAACAAUCUGACGGGACCCAUCCCACCUUCCAUGGGGAAUCUUUCUUCACUCAAAGGAUUUUCCUUCAAUGAGAACAAUUUGGUGGGCACUGUUCCAGAGGAGAUGGGCCGAUUGAGGAGCUUAUCUGUUUUGGCUAUUGGUCCGAAUCAACUCUCUGGUAUGAUCCCUCCUUCCAUUUUUAACAUAUCAUCUAUGACCAGCAUCACAAUUACUCUAAAUGCGUUUAGGGGCAUUAUUCCACCUGCAAUAGGCCUAAACAUGCCUAAUCUCCUAGAAAUAGGCAUUGCUGGAAAUGAGUUCUCCGGGCCAAUCCCAGCUUCUUUAUCAAAUGCUUCUCAGCUUCAAUUAAUUGAUAUUGCGGAAAAUAACUUUGCUGGCCAACUUCCCACAAGUCUUGGAUAUCUUCAAAAUCUCUGGCGGCUCACCAUGUAUAAUUGUAAUCUAGGAAGUGAUUCGUCUAAUGAUUUGGAAAUCAUAUCAUCGUUGACAAAUUGCAGUAAUCUGAAACUUGUUGAUAUGAGUUAUAACAAUUUUGGAGGUGUUUUGCCUAAAUCCAUAGCCAAUUUGUCAACCCAAUUGACUCACCUCUGCGUGGGAGUAAAUCCCAUAUCAGGAAUGAUUCCUGAAACGUUACCGAAUCUCAACAACUUAAUAUUCUUAGCCAUGGAUGGUAGCCUAUUCACAGGUGUAAUCCCUGCUUCUCUUGGUAAAUUCCAAAAGCUGCAAUCAUUGAAUUUAAGAGGUAAUAGAUUAUCAGGACAGAUCCCAUCUUCUCUCGGCAACCUCACUCAAUUGUACGGAAUCGACUUAUCAGCAAAUAAAUUACAAGGAAGGAUUCCUCCAAGUAUUGGAAAUUGCCUAUAUUUGCAGCUGAUGGCUAUGUCAGAGAAUAUACCAUCACAGGUGAUUAGUCUGUAUUCCUCUAUCUGGCUCAACUUAUCGCAAAACUUGCUAACUGGCAUUCUACCUGUAGAAGUGGGUAAGCUGAAGAAUAUCAAUACACUGGACAUCUCUGGAAACAAUCUGACCGGAGAAAUACCAGAAACAAUUGGGAAAUGUCAGAGCCUUGAAUAUCUUUACCUACAAGGGAAUCUCUUCCACGGUAUGGUACCUUCUUCUUUGGCUUCUCUGAGAGGUCUUCAGUAUCUAGAUCUUUCACGAAGCAACUUGUCAGGACAAAUUCCAAAAGAUCUACGGAGACUUACAUUCUUGAUAUAUUUGAACCUUUCGUUCAAUAAUCUGGAGGGUGAGGUACCGAAAGAAGGAGUUUUUCGAAACAUGAGUGCAAUAUCACUGGAUGGAAAUACCAAACUUUGUGGUGGUGUUUCAGAAUUGCAGCUACCAGCAUGCCCCAUCAAUGUACCAAAGCAGAGAAAGUCACAUGGUUUCAAACUAAAGUUCACAAUUUCUUUAGCCGCGGGAUGCUAGCUCUCUUCUGUUUGCGGUCAUCUUAGCACUUCAUUGGAGGAGAAAAACUCAAAAGAAGAAACCAUUAUCUGUAGUCUCAUCCAUCAGCUUUCUUUCAAAGGUUUCAUACCAGACACUUCAUCAAGCUACUGGCGGAUUCUCUCCAAGCAAUCAAAUUGGAUCAGGAGGUUUUGGCUCUGUAUACAAAGGGAUUCUUGAUCAAGAAGAAAACAAUGUUGUU
Molecule: messenger RNA, 2212 nt
Organism: Rosa rugosa (rugosa rose)
Lineage: Eukaryota; Viridiplantae; Streptophyta; Magnoliopsida; Rosales; Rosaceae
Product: LRR receptor-like serine/threonine-protein kinase EFR
Exons: 1
Coding region: 208-1992 (594 amino acids)
Biological process (GO): hormone-mediated signaling pathway
Cellular component (GO): plasma membrane
Molecular function (GO): protein binding
Source: RefSeq, a predicted model, not a curated record